AUGAUUAAUUCGCUGGUGAACUUAUAUUUCAGCUAUUCGCUGGCUAUUGGGAUAACCUCGCAUCGCUUCGUCAAGCAGAGGUUUCGCAGUUCCAUAUUUUCGCGAUACUAUGCUCUGAUCGCGAAUAUCCUCACCCUUACAUUGCUGCCCUUGGUUAUGUGGCAUACUCGGGCCGUUUUUCAGACCAAGGGCAACUUUCCGCAACUCAUCCUAAUCACGUACAAUGUGAGGUACUUGGUGACCUACAGUGUCAUCGUAUAUACGAUCUUAUCGCGAGGAUUUCGGGACACGGCCUUCAAGGAAAUGGAGCCAUUGCUGCUGAAUCUACUUAAGGAAGAGGAGCGUUGUGGGCAACAAGAUGUUAGACGAUCUCUGAUGAUUAUGCUGUAUGCCAAGUUCUUUACGAUAGUCUGGCUGUGCCUCACGGAUUCAUUUUUCUUGUUUUACUCGAUUGAGACCUUCAACUUUUUGAUGAUAGCCAGAUUUGUUUUCCUGAGCAAUGGCAACAAUGUGCUGCUCAUGGUGCCAAUGGGCUACUUUCUCGGCCUGUGGCACAUUGCCCGGGGCUUGGAUUUCGUCAAUCGACGCUUGGAUGCUAUUAUAACAUUGUCGUCAAGAUCGCCUCGUGACCUGGAGGAGCUGCAGCACCUGUGGUCACUACAUUCGGCUCUGACCAAGACAGCCAUCAAUAUUAACAAGAUCUACGGCCCCCAGAUGUUGGCCUCUCGGUUCGACAACUUUAUAAUCGGUGUGAUCCAAGCGUACUGGGGUGCCUUCUUCUCCUUUAGCAUAUCGACACCAAUUUUCUGGUUGAUCUACGGCACCAUUAGCUAUAACAUGCGAUCCCUGGACUACUAUCUCAUUGACCACAUGUGCGAUGUGAUUGUGGAGUAUCAGAGCGCGGCUCGGCAUGCCUGGAGCGAGCAUCGCUGGUCGAAGGAGAUAAGUGCCUUGGUGACCUAUACCAACAGUCUGAAGCUGGAACUAUGGACCUGCGGACUGUAUCAACCGAAUCGAAGUCUGUGGUUCGGCAUGACCACCAGCGUGUGGUAUUAUAUCUUAAUGCUGUUGCAGUUUCAUCUGGUUAUGGGAAAUUUAAAAAAAUAG
Drosophila kikkawai is the source of this 1107-nucleotide messenger RNA. RefSeq names its product Gustatory receptor 59b (gene Gr59b). The record is from RefSeq and is a predicted model, not a curated record. Gene Ontology annotation, biological process: sensory perception of taste. NCBI's taxonomy places the organism in Eukaryota, Metazoa, Arthropoda, Insecta, Diptera, Drosophilidae. Gene Ontology annotation, cellular component: membrane.